Caenorhabditis sp. 36 PRJEB53466 is the source of this 916-nucleotide messenger RNA. The record is from the annotation of a GenBank genome assembly. Lineage: Eukaryota; Metazoa; Nematoda; Chromadorea; Rhabditida; Rhabditidae.
AUGACGUCUUCCGACGGUUUUUCGUACCAAACGCCUUCCGCAGACGCUGCGCAAAAAUUGGAGCUGAAUCAGGAGCAGUUGCACGCGCUGCUCAACAAAUUAUCAAGCGACGAGCAAAAGGAGUUGACGGAAAUGAUGAGAACGUGCACGAGCGAGGUGAUUUAUUCGAGAUUUUUAACGUUUUUUAAUAUUAUUUAUUUUCAGGUGACGAUGACACGUGGAUUGCCGAUCACGGGCGCCGUCUUGGGCAGUCUGUACUUUGCCCGAACCCGAUUGCCGGCCCAAUACCAUUUCGGGCCCAAAGGAUGGCCUUUUUAUGCAAUUAUGGGCAUUGCGUACGUUUUUUUGUUGUUAGAAAUGCUUAAAACGUUAUCUCAAUUUUCAGCUCUCUGACCGCCUCGAAUCUUCUGUUCAUGGGCACUUGCCGUGAUCGAAUCAAGCCGAGAAUUGAUCAAUUGUGGAGAAAAGUUAGUUUUUCCCUUGCUCUUCAUCUAAAAAUCCAAUUUUCAGUACGAUCUGGCCAAAUCGACGACGAACUACGACGAAAUUCGUCGUCAGAAUCGUGGAGCCGCGCCAGGAGCCUUUCCGAGUGCAAUUUCGGCGGAAGCUGCAGAGCCUCGAGCUGAGGUAGUCGAAUUUUAAUGAAAAUUGCCUAAAAGUCGAUAAUUUCCAGACGCGCAACCCGUACGAUUAUACGUACUCGCUUCCGGAGGGUUCUUCCGCUUCCGGCGAAUCGUUCACCACGUACAAGCCGUUGAUCGGCGAGACUUCCGAGUUUUCGCAGGCUCCGGGCCGUCCACGCCGUCCGAUUCCGUCCGCGACGUCGCCGUUCGCCGCCGACGACACCUUCAUAUCCGGUACGCCUUCUGGACCGUCUUCUGGAAAAGGCACCAACGACGGAUACACUUUUUCGUGA